AUGGAUGCCACCCCGGAUACAGCAUGCCCUGACCCUGGCUCCAUUGCCGCAAACUUCAAGAUAUUACUCAAGCUCCUCCUCGAGCAGCCAUGGAAGGCUCAACUUGUCCAAUUCUAUAUGCACAAGUUUUGGUUUAAGCGGAUCAAGCCCACAUUGGACAAAGAAUGGGUGGUGAUGUAUGCGGCAGCAGUAGCGGCUGAUCAGAAGGAACCUCAGGUUAUGGUGAACAAUCACAUAGAGGUAGCACAGAGGUUAUUAGAGAUGGAUUCCGAGGAGUUUAAUAAGGGAAUACAGGUGGACAUUGAUGAGGAGCAUGCAUAA
Molecule: messenger RNA, 321 nt
Organism: Stereum hirsutum FP-91666 SS1
Lineage: Eukaryota; Fungi; Basidiomycota; Agaricomycetes; Russulales; Stereaceae
Exons: 2
Coding region: 1-321 (106 amino acids)
Source: RefSeq, a predicted model, not a curated record